This is a messenger RNA of Haemorhous mexicanus (house finch), 1067 nucleotides long. It is a transcript of the gene AP1S3, whose product is annotated as adaptor related protein complex 1 subunit sigma 3. Bases 156 to 620 code for a protein of 154 amino acids. Gene Ontology annotation, biological process: intracellular protein transport; vesicle-mediated transport. The transcript is spliced from 5 exons. NCBI's taxonomy places the organism in Eukaryota, Metazoa, Chordata, Aves, Passeriformes, Fringillidae. The record is from RefSeq and is a predicted model, not a curated record. Gene Ontology annotation, molecular function: clathrin-cargo adaptor activity. Gene Ontology annotation, cellular component: intracellular membrane-bounded organelle; membrane coat; AP-1 adaptor complex.
GCCCCGCGGCGCUGCCCGGAGCGGCGGGAGGAGCACCGGCAGUUCCCUUUCGGGGCAUUGUGGGAAGGCGAUGCGGCCCGGCCUCACCUGAGCGGGGCGGGCAGGACGCAGGCGGCCGGGCCGGGCUGGGCCGGCUCCCAGCCAGCCGCCGCACCAUGAUACACUUUAUACUGCUGUUCAGUCGGCAGGGGAAGUUAAGGCUUCAGAAAUGGUACACGACGCUACCUGAUAAAGAGAAGAAAAAGAUCAUUCGAGAAAUUAUUCAGAUUAUUUUGUCUCGCAAUCAAAAAACAAGUAGUUUUGUUGACUGGAAAGACCUCAAGCUUGUUUACAAAAGGUAUGCUAGUCUGUAUUUCUGCUGUGCAAUAGAAGACCAGGACAAUGAGCUGCUGACACUAGAGGUCGUUCAUCGAUACGUGGAGCUCCUGGACAGAUACUUUGGAAAUGUGUGCGAGCUGGAUAUUAUCUUCAAUUUUGAAAAAGCUUAUUUUAUUCUUGAUGAGUUUAUAAUUGGUGGAGAAGUACAAGAGACUUCAAAGAAGACUGCAGUGAAAGCCAUAGAAGACUCUGACAUGUUGCAGGAGACAGUGGAAGAAUACAUGAACAAGCCUGCAUUUUAAUGUUAAACUACCUGGAGAGAAAACUGCUGUAUGCACUUCUAAAGUGCACUUCCUGAAAUUCUUCCCAAUGUGCCAGAUCUGCAGAGCAAUACCAAAAACCAAUAACUGAAGGGAUUUGUUUGUAUAAUGGUGAAGAUGAAGGUCAGCUAAUGUAGCAGAGGGUUUAACAAUUCUGUGUUUUGCAUUACUCUGUACACGAGUUUCUCAGAGUUGUUAUUGCCCCAGUCUAGUUUCUCUUCUUGUUGCUGGACUCAGCUUUUGUUUUUUACCACAUCUUUUAGCUACGGGUUUUGUCAUCACAAGAUGCUCCUCUGACAAUACUUUGCAGAGGUAUUUUUACUAGUUUUGUUCACUGCUGACUGUAUGACUCUACUUUUGUACAAAUGUCCAUUAUUUUGAAUGUAAUGGUUAUUCUGCUGUAAUAAUAAUUUUUUUCUAAAAGCCAAA